UAGCUUUGUAUUAAAUAGUAUAGAUACAUAUAUAAUGUGUUUGUUGUUUUGUAAUUAGUCAAGUUCACAAUGCAAUUAAGUAAAAUUUUAUUUGGUGCCACUCGACGUGUCAUGACCGGCAAGCAUGGAAACAAAAAUUUUUAUAAAGGGCGAGGCGUAAGAAAUCCAGGUUUUCAUACAAAAUGGGGUGGCUACAAAAUUGUUCAGAAGAAAGUGCCUGAAUUCAUUGUACCUGAUCUUUCUGGAUUCGAGAUGAAACCCUAUGUUUCUUAUCGGACUCCACAAGUUAAGACACCUAUAAUGACAGCGGAUCGUUUGGUUCAAGAAAUCAAAAAUAAUAUAGAUAUAAUUAACUAUAAAGAAAUACCGUAAAACGGCAUCAAAACAGAAGUGAAAAGUUAUUGUGUGUUCAGUCCUCGCUAACAUACUAUAAACCAUUUACAAAAAAGGCAAUUUUAAAACAUUUUUGUCACUUUAUGCUGAAGUUAUUGCUAAUGUACAUGUAACUGUGACAAAUUAUAUUUGCUUGUUUUUGCAGUGUUUAUAUUUUUUUUAAAUUUUCUAGCCAGUAAUUAUAUGCAAUUUAUUAUUUAUGCAAGUGUUUCUAAACUAUCAGGAAAUAUGAUCAUGAAAAGUUUGAAUCAUUAAUCCUUUUUAACUUGUUAGUAUUAUUAGUAUAAAAAUAUUUUAUGAAUAUUUCAAUGAAAAUAAA
This is a messenger RNA of Hydractinia symbiolongicarpus, 712 nucleotides long. RefSeq names its product 39S ribosomal protein L41-A, mitochondrial-like. The transcript is spliced from 4 exons. Gene Ontology annotation, biological process: translation. The coding region runs from base 70 to 372 and encodes 100 amino acids. NCBI's taxonomy places the organism in Eukaryota, Metazoa, Cnidaria, Hydrozoa, Anthoathecata, Hydractiniidae. The record is from RefSeq and is a predicted model, not a curated record. Gene Ontology annotation, cellular component: mitochondrial large ribosomal subunit. Gene Ontology annotation, molecular function: structural constituent of ribosome.